Messenger RNA from Carlito syrichta (Philippine tarsier), 1346 nucleotides. It is a transcript of the gene OPALIN, whose product is annotated as oligodendrocytic myelin paranodal and inner loop protein. Bases 164 to 586 code for a protein of 140 amino acids. NCBI's taxonomy places the organism in Eukaryota, Metazoa, Chordata, Mammalia, Primates, Tarsiidae. The transcript has 6 exons. Gene Ontology annotation, cellular component: cell-cell contact zone; plasma membrane. The record is from RefSeq and is a predicted model, not a curated record.
AUAAAUGGCCUGGCCAGGGCGCUGUUGGGGCCACCUCUCACCCUGCCUUCCCAGCUCUCCCAGAGGAAUGUUCCUACAGAUGGGAGACGCAAGCCAAUAACGCCAGGGAGAAAGGAGCUUGCACGGGCAGUGUUUGGAGAAGAUUCUCGGGAGGUCAUCGGAAAUGGGUUUCUCUCUGAACUUCACGUUGCCGGCCAACAUGACGACCGCUCCUGUCACGGGUGGGAAAGAGGCCGACUGUGGGCCCUCUCUUGGAGUGGCUGCAGGCAUUCCAACCCUGGUGGCCACAGCCUUGCUGGUGGCUUUGCUAUUUACUUGGAUUCACCGAAGGAGAAGCAGCAUUGAGUCCAUGGAGGAAAGUGAGAGACCAUGUGAAAUUUCAGAAAUUGAUGACAAUCCCAAGAUAUCUGAGAAUCCUAGGAGAUCACCUACACAUGAGAGGAACACAAUGGGAGCACAAGAAGCCCACAUCUAUGUGAAAACCAUAGCAGGAAGCGAGGAACCUGUGCGCGAUCCUUACCGCCCUAUAGAAAUGGAGAGAAGGCGGGGAUUGUGGUGGCUUGUGCCCAGACUGAGCCUGGAAUGACACAACUCAGCCAAGGAGCAGUCUUGGAGCUGGAACAGGGCUGAAAACCCCGAGUUGUUCUUGGAGAGGAAACAUGCCAAGCUGCUUCUUAACCAAUCCAAAUUUCAUUUACAGAUCUGGAACACUUUGGGGUUGAUUUAUCUCUUUAGGAAAGAACUCCAACAAGGUUCGUUCCAACUCUCAGACCUAGUGGUUUAACACACUGUGACUCACCAGGUGAGUUCACUGUUCACCGUGUAUCCAGAUGGAGCCUUUAGGUCCUGUUCUUGACUCCAGUGGGAAUUAACUUUUCUUUGUGAAUUUGGGAAAGGGGCUUGGUUUCUGAGUGUCUCACCCUCUUGCCUCUUUUUCAUAUCUCAUUUCUCCAAAAAGCCCUCCGAUCUGACUUCCAUGGGCAUGUUGGCAAGUUCCGCCCGGUGCAAGUUGGGAUAGAAAUGAAGCUUACGGGGAAUAUGUGGGGGGAAGCAGCUACUUAUGUCUGAAUGGCUCAUGGCAGAGGUCACAUGGGGCCCCACAUUCCCUGACCACGAGGCAGCACCCAGCUCGAGCAUGUCAUACAGCAGGGGAGAGAACUUGGGCCCUUAAGUCAGACCUACCCCUGGGCAGCUGUGUGACUUUGCAGAAAUUGUUGAAACUCUCCAAGCCUAGUUUUUGCUUUUGUCAAAGAGGGGGGACUAUUCCUUGCCUCAUGUGUGUUUGAAAAGAUUAAAUAAGAAAUAAAGGGAAAUGCCUGCUACAUAGUGGGCACUCAAAAUGCUCA